CACUUGACUGAAUGUCGUGUCGGUAUCGACUGUCAAACGUCAAAAUAUAAAAAUACUGCUCAUUUCAGUGUUGUUUUGUAGGAUUUUUUUGGCUAUUUCAGUAUUCCUUUAAACUGUCUGAUAAGUUUUUUUGACUGAACUACCCAGUCUCUUGAAAUCUGUAUACAAAACUAUUUUCUAAAUCGAAUUAUAACCUCAAGAGACGCUAUCAUGUCUGAAGAUAGCUCAGUAAACGCAAAGCACCGCAUGUUGGAAUUGUUUUCCGAAUUAGAUGAGGAGGAAAUCGACAACAUUGAACAAUGGAUAUGCAAUCAUUCAUACAGGAAGGAUUUAGAACGCAUCAAAGCUCUGCAAAAUACAGAGAAAACACUUAUAAAAAUUGGAAACUCUAUAAAGAAAAUUGUGCCUUUUGAAGCAGAAUUGCCAUCGGAAACAAUAAAGCCUCCGACUAUUGGGGACCAAGCAGAUUGCAAUAAGAUAAACACCUGCCAUGUGGACGAGUUUCUGUAUGAUGAUGAUGCUGUUGAUAAACUCGUUAAAAAAGGGAAAUUAAAGAAACAUUAUUGCACUGACUGUAAUUCCCGAAACAUACAAGAGUUGAUAUACAUUUCUCAUUCAAUGUCUUGUAAAGCACUUCAAUAUAUAUUCAAAGUGUUGUUACCAAGUGACUUGGAAGAAAAACAGAUUUUGGAUGUUGGCUCUCGCCUAGGAGCAGUCCUUUAUGGUGCGUAUUACUUCUCUAAUGCAGGCACAAUUGUGGGCAUAGAAAUGAAUGAAGAAUGUUGUGAUGUUCAAAAGAGAAUCAUUGAGCAGUAUACUAUGGAUGUUAAUAGGAUAAGAGUUGUCCAUUCUGAUGUAAUGGAAAGGAGUGAUCUGGUCGCAAAUUCUGACAUCAUUGUUAUAAAUAUAUUGGAAUUCUUUGUAGAUAAUGAAAAACAUAAAGAAAUGUGGCAUUUCUUUAAGAAAUACAUUAAAAAGGGGAGCUAUCUAGUCUGCAACAGAAGUAUGACUGACACAUUAGUGAAUCUUGAUAUAUUUGAAGAAUUCAUGGACUGGCUAAGUGUUUGCAAACCUAAUCAAUUAGAAAAUGAAAUAUUUUUUGAUGUUGAAGAUUACAGUGAAUUAUACUUGUAUACAGUGAAUUAAAACUUCUGAACAUAA
Helicoverpa armigera (cotton bollworm) is the source of this 1161-nucleotide messenger RNA. RefSeq lists its product as uncharacterized. The record is from RefSeq and is a predicted model, not a curated record. NCBI's taxonomy places the organism in Eukaryota, Metazoa, Arthropoda, Insecta, Lepidoptera, Noctuidae. Gene Ontology annotation, molecular function: methyltransferase activity. The transcript is spliced from 4 exons. Bases 211 to 1146 code for a protein of 311 amino acids.